AUGUAGCGCAAAAAAAAUUUUACACCCACAAAUAAGUAAAAUAAAUAUUAAAAUUUAGAUGAUGAUGACGAAGACUAGUUAAAUAAUAUUUUUAACUUGUUUGAUAUAGAUGGCUAAGGCAAAAUAGAUCCAUAAUAAUUGCUUGACAUUUUGAGAUAAGGUGAAUAUUCUAAAAAGAAUCCUAUUUUGGUUGAUAUAUUUUAAGAGCUAAUUGAAAAGUAGUAAAAGUUAAAUAAUGAAGCAAUAACAGUAGAUAUUUUCAAGUAAGCUAUUAGCUAAAAAUUAUAGGAAAAAAACACAAAAGCUGGGGCAGAAAAAAUAUUCUAGCUAUUCUAACCUGAUAAUAGAAAUACCAUAUCUAUAGAAACUUUAAAAAAAAUAGUUGAUGAAAUUGAUGAAAAUAUAACACAAGAUGAAUUAAAAGAUUUUAUAUAUAAUAUUUCUCAAGAAGGAAAUAGCAAUUAUAUUCAUUUAGAUGAUUUUAGAAAUGCGAUGAUGAAAACCAACCAAUGA
This is a messenger RNA of Tetrahymena thermophila SB210, 513 nucleotides long. Its product is annotated as EF hand protein. Gene Ontology annotation, cellular component: myosin II complex. Lineage: Eukaryota; Ciliophora; Oligohymenophorea; Hymenostomatida; Tetrahymenidae. Gene Ontology annotation, molecular function: calcium ion binding. The transcript is spliced from 2 exons. The record is from RefSeq and is a predicted model, not a curated record.